AACGCAACGAUUGCUGCCUCUGCUUCUGCUGCUCCUUGGAGCCUACCUCCCAUGUUGAGCCAAGAGCUCAGUUUUGCAGUAGCGACCAGCCGCCUUAUACACUCGAUUCGCUGUUUCUUGCGCGUUUCUAAGGUUUCGUUUAGCAGCCAUUUUCGUGAUUUGUCUCCAUGGCUUAGUUUCUGUUAUCGCCCUCUUGUGUAUUACCUGCUUUCUUCGCAUGUUGAUUCAGUCUUAGCAUCGCUUAGUCCUCGUUGCCGCCUUCCUCGCCGCCGUCAGUCGGUCUUAUUUGUCGGCCUCUCGCAUUUAUUUGCUGUCGUUGUCGUCGUGCUCGUCAGCGCUGUCUCGUUCUCCGUGUCUCUCCCUAAACUUGUGCCUUCCUUCUGCUGCCACCCCUCCCUUUCUCCCCUUUUUCUGCCGUUUCCCGUUCCCUCAGGUUCGGACUACCUCCUGCGAGGAGUCUUCGCUCGUUAACAUCACAUCCAAUUAUCAAGCUUUCCUUGAUAAAUAACAACUAUUAACCGGCCGUAUUUCCAUUUUCGCCACUCGCAAUCCAUAGUUGUGCUCGCGUUGUUUAGAAGUUUCCGAGAAAGAUCACCAUGGACAGUUUACCAGCGGGGUUCGACAAGGAUCUAUUGAAGGCAGCUCUAGCGUCGCUGCGCGACGAGGACAGCAGCGGCAGGGGGGGCGGCGGGGGCAUGGAGUUGACGGACGACCUGGUCUCGCGCGUGGGGCAGCGCCUGCAGCACCUGCAGGCACUCGCCGCUUCUCGGGCGCCGCCCAAGUCCCCCGCGUUAGCGCCUAGAUCACCCGCGGUUGCGCCCAAAUCCCCCGCGGUAGCGCCCGCUCCCCUCCCUGCAGCUGCGGCUCAGGGUGAAGGCGGGAGUGGUUCCCCAGCCCCUCAGGCGGGGGAGGCUCAAAGAGCGGACGGCGGGGAGCAGGCGGAACAGGGCAGAGGUAGCGAGAUCGGCGGAGAUGGCGCGGGGGAUGUUGCUGGAGACACGGGACAUGCAAAGGGGGAGCCAGAGCCGGUUGUAGCGCACGCUAUAGCGGACACUGGGCGGAAGGUCCAUGAGGGGGCGGAUGGUGAGGGGGAAGAGGGGACAUCCCGGGACGGGGCGAGGAACGCGAGGGGACGGGGUUGGUCAAGGGGGGGGGGCGCAGUGGGCGGAAGUAGCAGUGGGCUAGUUGCGCGGGCAAACGCCGCGCCGGUGGCGGGAGAGCUGGCGCACGCGGAGGCGGAGAAGGCGGAGAAGAUCGUAUUGGCAGGAUACAGCCCCGACUGCGACCAGCGAGCCAGCGAGCCCGAGCACCGGCAGGCGCAGGGGCAAGCGCAAGACCUAGCCGCCUCGCAUCCGGACGGCAAACCCUCUCUGGCAGCGCGAGCUGGCAGCCCUGCCGUCGGGGCAGGCGCGAGCCGGCAGCUGCCGUCCACCGCUGGCGCGCAGGAUGUUGCGAAAAACAACAGCCCCGCGCAGGCAGCAGCUGUGCAAGCCGGCGGAGAAAUGGCACCGGGGCGCGGAACCGACUCUUUGACGGGGGAGAGAGGGGGAAUGGGGGGGAUGGUAGGGGAAGGGUCCGAAGGGGCGGGCGCGGAAGGGGCGGGCCCGGAAGCGGGGGAUGGCGGGGAUGGAGGGGAGGAGGAGGAGGAUUCGGAGGAGGGCGUGGAGAAGGAGGCGUCGCGCAUGCUGUCGUCGCAGUUCCGCGGGGUGGUGCCGCAGCCCAACGGGCGGUGGGGCGCGCAGAUCUACGAGAAGCACAGCCGCGUGUGGCUCGGCACCUUCAACGCUGAGGACGACGCCGCGCGCGCCUACGACCGCGCCGCGCUCAAGUUCCGCGGCCGGGACGCCAUGACCAACUUCCGCCCCAUGCCCGAGUCGCACCCCGAGAUCCGCUUCAUCCACGCACAGCCCAAGGAGAAGCUCGUCGACAUGCUCCGCAAGCACACUUUCGACGACGAGCUCGCCAACGCUGCGCACGCCGCGGAAGCGGCGUCUUCUCCGCCUGCGCCGCCCAACACGCACGCUCUCGCGCUUCCCGCGCCUUCGCCACAACUUGGGCAGGGGCAGGGCGCUCUGCAGCUGCAUUCGCAGGGGCAGGCGCAUCCCCCCGAGCCCCACUACACGGGGCAUUCCCCCCUCUCCCUUCCGCCAUCCGCGCAUCUCCACCCGGCCUCCUCCGCCUUCCCCUCCGCUUCCUCCGCCUCUGCGCCCCUCGCGCCAGGUCGCCCCCCGCUGGACGGUGGGGGGGCGCCCCUCCGCAUCGUUGGGGGCACGGGCGCCCCUGCAGGCGCGGGGAUGGGCGGCGGGCGGGAGCUGGGCUUCCCCGCUGCUGACACGGCGCAGACAGGCGGCGGAGGGUUCCAUGGGGGAGGAGGAGGGGCAGGGGGGGCAGCGGGACCAGGCGGGUAUGGCGGAGGGGGCGGGCAGAUGAUGGGGGCAGUGGGGGGAGGAGCAAUGGGGGGAGGUAUGGGCGGAGCGAUGGGCGGAGGAGGGGGGGGGGGCGUGAGCAUGGCGGGGAAGGAGCACCUGUUCGAGAAGGCGGUGACCCCCAGCGACGUGGGCAAGCUGAACCGCCUGGUGAUCCCCAAGCAGCACGCCGAGCGCUGCUUCCCGCUCGACCCCAACCUGCCCACGCCCGCCAUGACGCUCUCCUUCGAAGACGAAACCGGCAAACACUGGCGCUUCCGGUACUCGUACUGGAACAGCAGCCAGAGCUACGUGCUGACCAAGGGUUGGAGCCGCUUCGUGAAGGAGAAGCUGCUGGUGCCGGGCGACAUCGUCUACUUCCACCGCGGCACCGCCGGGGACCUCUUCAUCGGCUUCCGCCGCCGCCCCGCGCAGGGUUUCGCGCCCUCCGCCGCCGCCUCCAGCGGGGGCGCGGGGGCCGCGCUGGGCUGCGCGGAUGCGGCGCAAGACGACCCCAUGGGCCUGCAGGCGCGCUCCUGGCGCAGGCCUUCCCCGCCGCCCCAUGCGGCAGGGGGAGGGGGCAAUCUAGCGGCGCUGGCAGCGGCAAAGCUGCCUGCUAAUCUCUUAGCGCAGCUAGGCCCGUCGGGCGUGGCUCAGCUGGCGUCACUGCUGACGUCAGUGACGGGGCAGGGGGGGCUGACGCCUGCUGUGCUGCUGUCGCAUAUCCAGCAGAUCCAACGGCAGAAGCAGCAGCAGCAGCAGCAGCAGCCGCAACACCAGCAGCAGCAGCACAAAGAGGAGGAGGUGGAGGAGGAAGAGGAGGAGGAGGAGGAGCACCCCCUACAGCCGUUGCAGCAGCAGCCGGGGGGCGCGGGGGAGGGCGAGGGGGCGGUGAGCGAGAUAGUGCCGGGCGUGGUGAAGGGGUCGGUGCAGGAGCAGCUGGUGAACGCCGCCGUGGCCAAGGGGCUGGCGGCGGGGCUGUCGCGCGACCAGAUCGUGUCGUCCAUCGCCGCGCUGCUCGCGCAGCAGCAGGCCAUGCGCAACUCCGCCGCUACAGACAAAGCUGGUGAUGCGCAUGGCGGGGCGGGGCCACAGGGAGACGGUGGCAUGGGCGGCACGGGGGCGAUGGGAGGGAUGGGUGCACCAUCGCUGCUAGUUGCGCCUGGAGCAGGGGGGGCAGGAGCACCAGGGGGGUCAGUGGGGGGAAUGGGAGGAAUGGGGGGGAUAAAUCCGGAGGGGCACGGGCAGGAGGCACCAUGGGAGCAUGGCGGGGCCUCCCAGCCGCCCCCCUCCCUUCACCCGCCCCUUUUCCACAUGCCCCAGUCACUACCUCCCCUGGGUGGCCCCCGCCCCGGGGGGUAUGGGGGGGCGGGGGGACUGGUGGGGAGGAAGCGGGCGGCGCCGGAGGAUUCAGCAGAGCCAUCGGGCAGCCGGGGGGACAUGGGGGACGGGGGGGCGGACGACGGCGCGUCCAUGGCGUCAGGCAUGGGCGGGGGGAAGCGCAUGGCCACCCUUGCUGCUGCCGGCAGUGCGGCUGGUGGUGGUGGUGGUGGAGGUGGUGGAGGUGGUGGAGGUGGUGGAGGUGGUUUCGGGGGAGGCGGUGGAGGGUUGGGGGGGCUGAUGGGUGCUCGACUGAGUGGGCUGGGCGACUCUGGUAGGGAGGCCUCUGGUGGCUCACCGUUCUACCAGCACCAGCAGCAGCAGAACCAGCAGCAGAACCAGCAGCAGAACCAGCAGCACAACCAGCAGGGGAACCAGCAUCCGCCGCAAAUGCAGCAGCAAUCACGGGCAGGCUUCAUGGGAGCGGGCAGCAUGGGGGCAGCAGGUGGGGCAGCAGGGGGUGCAGGGGGAGCAGGGGGCAGCGCUGGUGGCGGCGGCGGCAGAGGGGGCUCGCCCCCCUCCAGCAUGGGCGCUGAGCGCUCAGGUAACUCCUCCCCUGGUGGUACUGGCGGGGGCAUGAUGGGGGGCGCGGGGGAUGGCACAGGGGGAGGGGGAGGGGGGGAAGGGGGGCCCAUGGGGUCAGCAGACGCGGCAGGCACUGCAGGGGCGAGCAUGGUAGGUAUUGCAGGAGGUGCGGGGGCAAGGGAUGGGGUGGGAGGAGGGGGAGGGGGAGGGGGAGGGGGAGGAGGGGGGGGAGAGGAGAGUCUGAGGGUGAAGUGUUUCGUGGAGGGGUCGCCGUUCGGGGUGUCGGUGGACCUGUCGCGCUUCCAGUCGACGCAGGAGCUGCGCGAGGCGCUGCUGUCGGUGACGGAGGGGUCGUCCGUGGUGUACCAGGACCGGGAGGGCGACAUGAUCCUGCUGGGGGACGAGUCCUGGGAAUUCUUCCUCAAGUCCGUCAGGCGCAUGUACAUUCGCAGAUGAAUUGAGUUGAUGCUGGGGGGCUAGCUGGCCCUACCUUAGAUCUCAUGAUAUAUGGUAGUUGUCAGUCGCAGCUAGAUGUGAAAUACCCUUGUUGUGGAAGCCUUUCAGUCCAAGCCUAGCCCCCUGUCCCCUUAAGGGUCUAAUUUUGCACUGUAGGGGCCCCUGAUUGGAUACUGGAAGCUCAGAUUAGUUAGGUUAGGUCCUACCCCCUGUUUGAUCAUUUUGCAACGCGAUAGGGCUGACAGCCAGUUUGAGAAUGUUUA
This is a messenger RNA of Closterium sp. NIES-67, 5029 nucleotides long. The record is from the annotation of a GenBank genome assembly. Lineage: Eukaryota; Viridiplantae; Streptophyta; Zygnematophyceae; Desmidiales; Closteriaceae.